UGCGGCCAUCCCUUAGCUCAAUCAAGAUGGUUCGCUUCAUGCUACUUCUCCUAGGUGUCCAAGGGCUGAGCGCCUUAUCUGGGCGAUCAGACUGUGACUGGAAAGUUUUAGAUGAGGCCGCCUCAAAUUUCGUGUUCGCGGGAGCGAACUCCACCAUGCCCGUGACUUCAGAAGAACUCGACGAAGUUUGUAAAAUUGCCGAAAACGCCAUCGCGCUGUGCGAAAGUUUUGCGAAGGACUGUACUAGUGGUCUGGAAGCGGCAAUGAUUACGAUAUUCCUCGAUGCGGCCAAAAAAGAUCGCCAGGAGCGCUGUGAGUGGAACCGAGAAGAGUACUUGGAUGUUGCGACGUGUCUCCAGGAGGAAGCGUCGGAAGGACUCAGAUUUUGCAAUGCGAGGCAAGCCGGCUAUCUUCAGGCCGUUCUGAGGAAGGAAAAGAAGAUCCGCGUUCCGCUCGCGUGCUGUUAUCAGAAGCAGUACGAACUGUGCAUCAACAGAGCUAGCUCGAUUUGCGGAAGAAAAUACAUGAGAUACACGAAGAAGGUCAUAAGCAUAAUGUCUGACGAGUUGAAGGAUACGGCAUGCAGGAAGUACACAAAAAAUCCCGAUUUGUGUGACGAGCUGCCCGCUGUGAGGCCUGUUAGACAGCCUAUGUUCUCUACAAUAAUUCCUGCCCUUGUGAAGAUUGUGGGCCUGAACUGAGGUCAACAUGGAAAGACUGUUUGAGCAACGGAUACCCAGAAUAUUGAGCUGAGAGCUGUCGCCCGUUCCGACGAAUAAACGUUAUCAGCACCAU
Messenger RNA from Galendromus occidentalis (western predatory mite), 795 nucleotides. RefSeq lists its product as uncharacterized. The transcript is spliced from 5 exons. The record is from RefSeq and is a predicted model, not a curated record. Bases 27 to 701 code for a protein of 224 amino acids. NCBI's taxonomy places the organism in Eukaryota, Metazoa, Arthropoda, Arachnida, Mesostigmata, Phytoseiidae.